This is a messenger RNA of Lutzomyia longipalpis, 378 nucleotides long. RefSeq lists its product as uncharacterized. The transcript has a single exon. The coding region runs from base 1 to 378 and encodes 125 amino acids. The record is from RefSeq and is a predicted model, not a curated record. Lineage: Eukaryota; Metazoa; Arthropoda; Insecta; Diptera; Psychodidae.
AUGAAGACGAAAAAGCCAGAAAAUCAGAAUUUUCCCGUAAAAUCCCACAAUAAAUUGCAUGGAGUUGGGAAAGUGAACCACAAGAGCGCAGCAAAGGAUCCCGGAAGUAGACACAAGUCGAGGAAUCAAACACAAAUAAAUUACGUGGUGAAUCCGAGAAAAUUGAAAUUCCUAACCAACAAAAAAGCAGCUGAGGAGAAGCGUGAGGCUCACCUGGCGGACAAGGAGAAACGACGAAAGGAAAUUGAGCACAAGCGGAAAGAGAAAAUCCAGAGGAAUAGAGAGCUAAGCAAGAAAACACGUCGGGGGCAGCCUGUGAUGAAAAAUCAAAUUGAAUUCCUUCUCAAUAAGAUUCAGAAGAGAUUGGCUGAAGAAUAA